GGAAGUCUUAUUCAGGACUCACGCUUUCAAUCGUGCGAGCUAGUGUAGCUUGCUAUAGUUAGCGUUACUUUUACCUUGAGAAUCGUUUUGUAUUUGAGGAAAUGCCUUCGUUAAAUGGGAAAUCAGAAGUUGUCUUUGAGGACGAUGAUUUGCCUUAUGAAGAGGAGAUCAUUAGGAAUCCGUACUCAGUCAAGUGCUGGAUGCGUUACAUUGAAUUCAAACAGAAUGGACCCAAAACAACUCUGAACAUGAUUUAUGAGCGGGCUCUGAAGGAAUUGCCUGGCAGCUAUAAGUUGUGGUACAACUACCUGAGAGAGAGACGAAAACAGGUCAAAGGGAAAUGUAUCACUGAACCAGUUUAUGAAGAGAUCAAUAACUGUCAUGAAAGGUCACUAGUGUUCAUGCACAAGAUGCCCCGAAUAUGGCUUGAUUAUUGCCAGUUCCUUGUGUCUCAGUGUAAGAUCACAAGAAGUCGGAGAACAUUUGACCGUGCACUCAGAGCCCUUCCUGUAACUCAGCACCCUCGAAUCUGGCCUUUAUAUCUCCGCUUUGUCCGCAACUUGCCGCUGCCUGAAACAGCCAUUCGGGUGUAUCGCAGGUACCUUAAGCUUUCUCCGGAGAAUGCAGAGGAAUACAUUGACUAUUUACGGUCCGUUGGCCGCUUGGAUGAAGCAGCUGUGCGACUGGCAGCUAUAGUCAACGAUGAAGGCUUUGUGUCCAAAGAGGGCAAGUCCAACUAUCAACUGUGGCAUGAGCUAUGCGACCUGAUCUCCCAGAAUCCAGAUAAGGUGACAUCUCUAAAUGUUGGAGCCAUCAUACGAGGAGGACUCACUCGCUUCACUGAUCAACUUGGAAAGCUGUGGUGCUCCUUAGCUGACUAUUACAUCAGGAGUGGCCUUUUUGAAAAGGCACGUGACGUUUAUGAGGAGGCCAUUCUCACAGUGGUAACGGUGAGGGAUUUUACUCAGGUCUUCGAUAGUUAUGCGCAGUUUGAGGAGAGCAUGAUUGCGGCCAAGAUGGAAACAACCGCUGAGAUGGGGCAAGAUGAGGAAGAUGACAUAGACUUGGAGCUUAGACUGGCACGAUUUGAGCAGCUGAUAGCCAGGCGGCCUCUUCUACUGAACAGUGUACUGUUGAGACAGAACCCUCACAACGUCCACGAGUGGCACAAGCGGGUAAAACUAUAUGAUGGGAUUCCCCGGCAGAUCAUUAACACAUAUACAGAAGCUGUGCAGACUGUGGAUCCAAUGAAGGCCACUGGAAAGCCUCAUUCCCUCUGGGUGUCUUUUGCUAAGUUCUAUGAGGAAAAUGAGCAACUGGAUGAUGCUAGGACAAUCUUUGAGAAGGCCACCAAAGUGAACUACAAGCAGGUGGAGGACCUUGCUGCGGUGUGGUGUGAAUAUGGCGAGAUGGAGCUUCGCCAUGAGAACUAUGAACAGGCCCUUCGCAUACUGAGGAAAGCUACAGCCAUCCCAUCAAGGAAAGCAGAGUACUUUGAUGCUUCAGAGCCGGUCCAAAACAGAGUAUACAAGUCCCUGAAGGUCUGGUCUAUGCUGGCAGACUUGGAGGAAAGUCUUGGAACUUUCCAGUCUACAAAAGCAGUUUAUGAUCGCAUCAUUGAUCUCCGCAUCGCCACUCCACAAAUCAUCAUCAAUUAUGCAAUGUUCCUUGAAGAGCACAACUACUUUGAGGAAAGCUUUAAAGCUUAUGAGCGAGGCAUCGCUCUCUUCAGGUGGCCAAAUGUUUACGACAUCUGGAACACUUACCUCACCAAGUUCAUUGAUCGCUAUGGGGGCAAAAAGCUGGAAAGAGCCAGAGAUUUAUUUGAACAGGCCCUCGAUGGUUGUCCUGCAAAGUUUGCUAAGACCAUUUAUCUCUUGUAUGCCAAACUGGAGGAGGAAUAUGGACUGGCUCGACACGCGAUGGCUGUCUAUGAGAGAGCUACACAAGCAGUGGAAACGGAGGAGCGACAUAAUAUGUUCAAUAUCUACAUAAAGAGAGCAGCGGAGAUCUAUGGAGUCACAUAUACUAGAGCAAUUUAUCAGAAGGCCAUUGAGGUCCUUCCUGAUGAGCAUGCAAGGGAGAUGUGCCAACGAUUUGCGGACAUGGAGAGCAAACUGGGUGAAAUAGAUCGGGCCAGAGCGAUCUACUCCUACUGCUCCCAGAUCUGUGACCCAAGGGUGACGGCUAAUUUCUGGCAGACAUGGAAAGAAUUUGAGAUCCGCCACGGAAACGAAGACACCAUUAGAGAGAUGUUGAGGAUUAAACGCAGUGUCCAGGCCACUUACAACACCCAGGUCAACUUUAUGUCCUCUCAGAUGAUGAAAGCCACAACAAGCGCCACAGGCACUGUUUCGGACCUGGCUCCUGGCCAGAUGGGAAUAGACGACAUGAAAUUGUUGGAACAGAAAGCCCAGCAGCUUGCUGCUGAGGCAGAGCAGGACAAACCCAAACCCAAAGAGAAGAUUCUCUUUGUCAGGAGUGACACAUCUCGCAGUGAGCUGGCUGAACUUUCCAAGCAAGCCAAUCCUGAUGAGAUCAACAUUGACGAAGAUGAUGAUGAAGAUGGCGAUGACCAAGGACCUGAGGAGGUUCAGCUUGAACAGAAGAGUGUCCCAACAGCGGUCUUUGGAGGCCUUAAAGAUGACUGAUCCAUCAUUCUCUCUAUUAAGUAAAGCUGUAGACUUGUCACCAUUCAGUAGAUGCAUUUUUAAAUUGGAAUAAUUAUUUGGUUGUAUUCAUAUGUGAGAGACUACAUUUUGUUGUUAGUAAAAAAAGGCCUGCUUGUUUUGACCACAUGGUGUCAGUCUUCACCAAGCGUGAGAUUCCACAUAGUUGUCCUAUUGUUCGAGUUAUUUUUUCUUUCUUUUUUCUCCUUCUUUCUGUUUCCAUCAUGCAAUACUAAUGUUUGGCAGCGUAAUAACUGUGAUGUAGUUAAACUUUAUUUUUUGACAACAUUUUAUAAAACAAUUAAAAGUACAAAUUCUUUUUCACCCAUGAGAAACAUAAAGAUCCCUCUGACAGGAAGCUCUGCCCUAGAAAACAGAGGGGAGGAGCGUAGUUUCUUCAGCUGGGAGCAUUCAUUUCCAAAUGGAGCUGACUAUUGAAUCCUCUCAUUGUUUACUUAUGUAUUCCAAGUAGUUGGUCUACUUGGAAAGUCUUGAGUAUCCAAAAAGAUUAUAAGGGCUGCAGACAAAUGUAACUUCUAAAGACUCUUAAGACGUCCAUAUACAAGCAUCAUUUGUAUAUUUACACGUAAAGUCAAAGUAGAUUCACAUUUGAAUGUCGGUUUGAUAGAGAUCCCACCUCUAUAUAUUUAGCUGUAAUUGAAAGCUACUUUCCUCAGUGAUUAUUUUUAUGGCUGUAUUGCAAUAAAAAAGGUGACUAUUGUCUUUGAGGAUCCACUGGUGGUUUUUGAAUGUUUUUCUUGUGUUGACACACUAUGAAUGUUGCCAGUAAAUGUUAAUAGAUUCAGUUUAAAUCACUGAAACUUUAUUUCUAAAUUUUCAAAUGUCAUAUGCAACAACUGAGGAUACUG
Messenger RNA from Menidia menidia (Atlantic silverside), 3538 nucleotides. The record is from the annotation of a GenBank genome assembly. Lineage: Eukaryota; Metazoa; Chordata; Actinopteri; Atheriniformes; Atherinopsidae.